GAACCCGAUUAGUAUUGAGCAGCAUUUAACAGAGAGUUUCUUAUUCUGGUUGUUUACUUCGGUCAGUAGGUGGAUGUUUUCAUUGUGCAACCUGGGAGACCAGAUCCAUAUCAGUUUUAUGUCAUACUCAGUUUGAUUAAGACAUUUUGGACUCUGAUCUUUAAUGCCUGUGUGUUCCCUCCCAUUGUGAAGCCGGAGGCAGCAGUCCCAGCCGUCCUGGCUUCCAGGCAGGUGGAGCUGCGCCUGUCACAAACUGACCUCUUCAGCUGGCGCCCACAGACAGUCGCUGAUCCGCAGCUUCCCAUACUGCAGUGUCCUGGUGCCACCAGGAGGGACAAGGCAGCUCUGUACAGAGGGUCAGAAUGUAGCGUGACAUCUCUAGACUCAAGCAUGACACAGGGUGGUUGGAUCAUUCCUGUCCUUUGCUAGGUUUGGUGGAUUAUUCUUUUUUAGAAGGAAGAUGAGCAGACGUUGCUAUGGAAGCAGAAAGUGAGGUGGAGUUUUCCAACAAUGAUGUCAAGUUCAUUCCACUGUGGAGGAAAUCAAAUGCUCACUCUCAUCAAGCAGAGGGACAUUAUUACAGCCACAACCCAAGACCCAGACCUCAGUCUUAUCAGAGCCCAAAUGGAUUGCUGGUUACAGAUUUUCCUGUGGAGGACAAGCACUUUUUUACAGUAACACAGCCUGCAGAAAGGAUUACAACUUCUCCAGAAAGCAGGAUCCCUCAACAAAGGGGGGCUUUAUACCAUAAUUCCAAUGGCCGACCACCCUUACCUUCAUCAUUGUCAUUGUCAUCUCUGGAAUAUACAGCAAGGUCACCAAGUAGCAAACGAUCUUCUCAGGUAUUAAAGGUGGUUUCAAAUAAUUCUAUUACUUUUACUGCCAAUGGAAACCUGACAUCCCCAAACCAAAAAUCAAAAUAUUCAAACAGGAUAACUCAUAAUGUUAGUUUAACACCUGACAAAGAACAAAUUGUUUUUGGGUCCAAUUCUGGUUUUUCAGUUAAUGGAAUGGUGGCGAGCAAUAGCCCACCUCUGCAGAUGCAGGCCAGGAUGAGUACAGCAAAUGACCAAUCAGAUUCUUUAUCAGUUUCUCCAAAAUCUGUUUCUGAAGAAAAAACAAAGCUCCAAAGGACAUCUUCUAAUCCCUCUACUUUGACGGAAAAGCAGUCCAUAAUAUUAAGCACAAAUAGUACUCCUGCCCUCAAAACAGGGGUUCAACAAAUCAUCCCCAAGAGUCUAGCUUCAGGAGUAAAAGUGGCCAACAAAUCUAGUGUACAGAACAGUCAAAAUACUGAGCCUAAGAGAAGGGUUUUAAAGACUCGAAGUAUGGUGGAAACCAGCACAGCCCCUUUGGUGGUGGUUGCUCCAGAUGAUGGAGAUGCAGAAGCUGAUACAGAGAGUCCAGGAGCUUUGAGGAGAGGGCUAAGGUCUACCUCUUAUCGCAGAGCAGUUGUGAGCGGUAUUGACUUCAGUGACCAGACAGAGAGAAAGAAAAGCAACAGGAUGUCUCAGCCAGUGCUUAAAUCGGUUGUAGAGGACAAAGAGAAGUUUUCUAGCUUGGGAAGGAUAAAGAGGAAAAUCCUGAGAGGACAAGGAACGUUUGAUGGAGAAGAGAAUGCUGUACUGUACCAAAACUAUAAGGAAAAAGCUUUGGAUAUUGAUUCAGAUGAGGAUGCAGAUUCCAAAGAACAGAAAACUGAAGAUAGAAUUAUUGUUGAAUAUAAACCUUUACGCUCAACCUGGAGUCAACUUUCAGUGGUGAGAAAGAAUGGAUUAUCACAGACGAUUGGCCAGGAGGAAAGAAAAAGACAAGAGGCAAUGUUUGAAGUAAUAUCCUCUGAACAUUCAUAUCUGCUCAGCUUGGAAAUUUUGAUCCGGAUGUUUAAGAAUUCCAAACAGCUCAGUUCCACCAUGACCAAAACAGAAAACCAUCACCUCUUCUCUAACAUUACAGAUGUCUGUGAAGCAAGUAAAAAGUUUUUUAAAGAACUGGAAGGAAGACAUCAGCGAAAUAUUCUUAUUGAAGAUAUCAGUGAUAUAGUGGAGAAACAUGCAAAGACCACAUUUGAUCCCUAUGUGAAAUAUUGCACGAAUGAGAUUUAUCAGCAAAGGACACUUCAGAAGUUAAUAUCCACAAAUUCAGCUUUUAAGGAGGUUCUGUCUAGAAUUGAAUCUCAAGAAGAAUGCAGGAACCUACCCAUGAUUUCCUUCCUUAUUCUUCCUAUGCAGAGAGUUACUCGUUUUCCGCUGCUCAUGGAUACAAUCUGUCAAAAAGCACCCAAAGGUUCUCCAAAGCAUGAAGCUUGCAAGCGAGCCUUAAAAGAAGUAAGCAAAUUAGUUCGUCUGUGCAAUGAAGGAGCACGUAAAAUGGAGAGAAUGGAAAUGAUGGUCACAAUUAAUUCCCAACUGGAAUUUAAAAUUAAGCCAUUCCCAUUGGUGUCUUCCUCACGCUGGUUACUGAAGAGAGGUGAACUUACAGCUUAUGUUGAAGACACUGGGAUAUUCUCAAAGAGAACCACAAAACAGCAAGUCUACUUCUUCCUCUUCAACGACGUCCUCAUUAUCACAAAGAAGAAAAGUGAAGAAAGUUACAAUGUAACAGAUUAUUCAUUAAGAGACCAGCUACUUGUGGAACCCUAUGAUAACGAAGAGCCAAGCUCUCCAAUAAAAAAUAGCACACCAAUGCUGUACUCAAGACAAAGCUCAGCCAACCAUCUAUUCACACUAACUAUACGCAGUAACUAUGCAGGAGAAGAGGUGGAAAUAUUACUUGGAGCAGAGACCUUGAGUGAUAGAGCCCGCUGGAUAACUUCUUUGGUGCAGAACAAUGACAAGCCAGACACGGAUAGGACGACUUUAACUCAGGUGGAAAUUACAAGGACAUACACAGCAAAACAACCAGAUGAGCUCUCUCUACAAGUUGCUGAUGUGGUCCUAGUUUAUCAGAAAGUUAAUGAUGGAUGGUAUGAAGGAGAGAGACUUCGAGAUGGAGAAAGGGGAUGGUUUCCUAUGGAAUGUGCUAAGGAAAUAACAUGUAGGGCUACAAUAGAAAAGAACAUGGAGCGGAUGGGUCGUUUGCUUGCACUUGAAACUAAUGUCUAAACUCCCGUGUCGUGUUGUCAGCCAUUUCUUCACUACUGCUAAAUUUGCACUACAGUAGCAGCACUGGGAGUGGGAAAGUGUACAGGGACGUGAAGCUCUUCCAAGCAUUUGAACAUAAGUACAACUUUUAUAAGGGGCUUGGUCCAAGGAAAAACUCAAUUCCCUUACAGCUUCCUUUGCCAGACAAGACUCCUCACACUCCCUGAUUGUCAAAUUCAGAUUGACCGUCUGCUUCUUCCUAUUCUCUUUGAGAUUCAAAAGGGAAAGUUCUGUUAACAUAUUUCCUGGACAAAUUGUGGCCUCUUCAGUUCAAUUCUGCUGUAUCAUUUACUGUGUGUAUAAAACUCAAAGGCUAACAUUUCUUUUUGUGAGGAUGUUUACUCAUUUUGAAGUGAUUAGGCAAAUGUUUCAGCAUAACAAAUAUUGGUCACAUUCGUUCAUUCAAAGCAAAUAUCGACUGACAAACUAUUUUUUUUUUGUUGCUAAAUCAAUUGCAACUUUUAGAUAUUAACAUUAGAAUAUCUUGAUUCAUAGACUUUAUUAUAAAUCUUUUGGAAUCAAUUUUCAGAUGUUGCAUUUAAAUGUUAACGUUUGUUCUAUAGAAACGUCAUGUGGGUAGAUCAAAUGUCAAGGGGAACAUUCCAACAUAUGCCUAUCCCUAGAAGUGAUGGAGAAGGGAAAAUUUGAUCCCUAUGCAUUUAGCAUGCAGAAAGAAAAUUAUAAUUUGGACGAUAUUCCACCAGUAUAUAUUUUUUCAGAAAAUGUUUUUAUAAGCACAUUAGUUAUAAAACUGGUUUCGAGCUUUUGAAUGUAAUCAAUUGUUGAACUUUGAAUUAAUUGUAAGUGCUUUGAAUUGUGGUCUUAAUAGAAGAACAUACACUACUGAAAGAGAAAUGUAUUAAUAUUCAUUCUUAGCACAUAGGCAUGCCUCACAAAUAUAAACAUUACAUUCCUCUGAUAAAAGAAGACAAAGCAAAUAUAAUUACCAUGUACUCUGCUUAUCAUAUUUCAUGGUCAGAAAUUAAGUAGUGUGUUUUGUUUAAAACAUUUUAUUUUAUUAAUCAGAUCUAUAAAAAAAUAAAUUCAAAUAGCAAAAGCAGUCAAAGCCUUCAAGCUGAAAUAUUUAAAACUAUCACUGGAUAAUCAUUUUAAUAUAUGUUGUAAGUUUACAAGUUUUAAAUAUGUAUUACAAAAACAUAGGACAUUUUCAUUAAAAACAAAAAUAGGUUACAUCUUCAAUUACAUUUUGCCAAAAAUGAUUUUAGUAAAAAUUUAAUGUCAGGUUGUUGUUUUUGUUGUGUGUGUAAAAUAGUCACAGUAUUAGGUAGGGCAAGUUAAAGUGAUGUCAUUGCUCAAUGGCUGAUAACAGAACAUAAUUUAAAGCUGUCCAUCAUCAACUUAGUCUUUAGGAAUAACUUAUCUAUGCUCAACAAGGGAUUUCUUUGAAACCUGCCUUAUUUAAUGGACUCUGAGUGCAACCGUUGGAUGAACAUGUAAAAAUGAGAUUUGUUUUGAUGCAUUGAAUUACAAGACUAUCCCUUCCACAGCAAACAAGAGCAUUAAUGUGUUUACAGUAGAGUACAUCUGUAUAUAUGCACACUUUACAUGGUUUUCUGUUUUUUCUUCUAAAAAAAGAGGUCAGUGACAAAAUAAACAAAGGCAGAUAUUUGUACUUUUCUGAAGUGCCUUGUUUCUUGUAUUUAACAUUGCUGCAGGGUAUUAAACUGGAUAUAUGUCUCUGCAUUUUUAUGUUAGAUAAAUAUCAUAUGUAAAAGUUUUAAUACAGAAUACUGUGACAUUUUAUAAUUUUACCUUUGUAAAUAAAAAAAGAUUUUAACUA
This is a messenger RNA of Bombina bombina (fire-bellied toad), 4944 nucleotides long. It is a transcript of the gene ARHGEF26, whose product is annotated as Rho guanine nucleotide exchange factor 26. NCBI's taxonomy places the organism in Eukaryota, Metazoa, Chordata, Amphibia, Anura, Bombinatoridae. Bases 477 to 3104 code for a protein of 875 amino acids. The record is from RefSeq and is a predicted model, not a curated record. Gene Ontology annotation, biological process: activation of GTPase activity. The transcript is spliced from 15 exons. Gene Ontology annotation, molecular function: guanyl-nucleotide exchange factor activity; protein binding.